AUGACUUUAAGUACUCAUUCUGUUGGGGAGAAGGAAUCCCCUAUAACUCCAUCCCCAGGUCUCGAGAAUGGCCCAGACGCUAGCCCAAACGCUGAGCAAGAAUAUACCAGCGGCAAAAAAUUGGCUUCUCAGCCAAUAGCUGAUGAUGACGCCAAAUCUGAUUCUCCCCAAGAUCAGGCGGUAACGAAGGAGGAAGGAGCUCCAGAAGUCGACAAGAUGGGCAAUCCUGCACCCAAAUACCCACAUGGUCCUAAGCAAGUCUUCUUCUCAUGGGUCGCUAUCCUCUUCGCGGUAUUCCUGGUCAGCUUGGACAAGACAAUCGUCUCAACAGCCAUCCCAGCAAUCACAAAUGACUUCCACAGCUUGGACGAUAUCGGAUGGUACGGUAGCGCCUUCUUCUUCACCGGCGCUUGCUGUCAGCUGCUCAUCGGCAAGUUGUACACCUUCUGCACUCCGAAGUACACAUUCCUCGCCAACAUCUUCGUGUUCGAAGUCGGCUCCGUAUUGUGCGCUGCUGCACCGAACUCAACUGCCUUCAUAAUCGGAAGAGCCAUUGCAGGUUUUGCGGCGGCUGGCGUCCAGGUUGGCAAUGUUAUCAUUCUCACUUCCAUCGUCCCUCUAAAGGACCGCCCAAAGUACAUGGGAUUCCUUGGCUUGGUUAUGGGUGUGUCUGGUGUCAUUGGACCUUUGCUUGGAGGAGCCUUCACCUCAAAUGUAUCUUGGCGCUGGUGCUUCUACAUCAACCUCCCAAUUGGCGGCUUCGCGCUGUUAGUCAUCUUCUUAACUCUUCAGCCUUUCCCUCCAGUCAAGCCAGACAUGCCGAUCGUCGAACGACUGAAGAAUCUUGAUCUCCUAGGAGAAUUUCUCGUUAUCCCAAGUAUUUUCUCUCUCCUCCUUGCUCUGCAAUGGGGCGGCACGAUGUACGCUUGGAAUAAUGGACGCAUUAUUGCACUCUUCACAGGUUUUGGUGUGUGUGCGAUUGGGUUCGUCGCCGUUGAGGUGCUCAGGCAGAAGACUGCAACAAUCUCCGCUAGAAUCAUUAAGAACCGUAGCAUUAUCGCUGGCAUGCUGUUCCAAUUCUGCCAGACUUCGGCCAUGAUGCUCAUGCUCUACUACAUCCCAGAGUGGCUUCAAGCGAUUAAGGGAGAUUCGGCAGUGGUAUCUGGAAUCCACACGAUCCCUCUUGUACUCUCUCUGAUCAUCGCCAGCAUUUUGACGGGCCAGCUGACCUCCAAGAUCGGCUACUACACUCCGUUUGGCAUCGCCUCCGCCGUCAUGAUGUCUAUUGGCUCAGGACUCAUCAGCACUUGGUCCGUGGAUACGAGUUCUAGGAAAUGGAUUGGGUACCAGAUCGUCCUUGGCUUCGGCAUUGGGAUGGGUAUGCAGGUAGCCACACUGGCCGCGCAAACAGUUCUUGACAGGAAGGAUGUUCCUAUUGGCAUGACACUUAUGUUCUUCAUGCAGCAAUUGGGUGGCGCAAUCUUUGUGUCUGUCGGACUCAACGUUCUGGAGAUCCAACUCAUUAAGAGACUUUCUGGAGUCUACGAGCUUAACGUUGUGAGUAUGGGUGCCACUGAGUUCCGAAAGACCGUGCCACCGGAGAUCCUUAACAGUGUGUUGGCCGCAUACAAUGCAGCGUUGAGAGAAGUCUUCAUCGUCGGCAUAUGCCUGUCAUGCAUCUCCCUCCUUGGAGCUGUGCUGAUUGAGUUCAAAUCCGUUAAAGGCAGAAUGGCUCUCACAGGCGGCCGAGGCGGUCCGGGUGGCCCAGGAAGAAAUCCUGAGGCUAGAGAGAAAUCCAAAGGAAGCGGCAAGCUAGACAAGAAGGUCUGA
Venustampulla echinocandica is the source of this 1830-nucleotide messenger RNA. RefSeq lists its product as uncharacterized. The record is from RefSeq and is a predicted model, not a curated record. NCBI's taxonomy places the organism in Eukaryota, Fungi, Ascomycota, Leotiomycetes, Helotiales, Pleuroascaceae. The transcript is spliced from 6 exons. Gene Ontology annotation, biological process: transmembrane transport. Bases 1 to 1830 code for a protein of 609 amino acids. Gene Ontology annotation, molecular function: transmembrane transporter activity.